This is a messenger RNA of Pseudocercospora fijiensis CIRAD86, 1488 nucleotides long. RefSeq lists its product as uncharacterized. Gene Ontology annotation, cellular component: extracellular region. The coding region runs from base 1 to 552 and encodes 183 amino acids. The transcript has a single exon. Lineage: Eukaryota; Fungi; Ascomycota; Dothideomycetes; Mycosphaerellales; Mycosphaerellaceae. The record is from RefSeq and is a predicted model, not a curated record.
AUGGCACCACUUCGAGCCGUCUUGAGCUUCCUUCUCGCGACACUAGCGGUAGCUUCUCCGACAACCGUCGAACGCAGACAAGAGCUCAUCACAGCUCAAACGAUCAAUCAAGAUGUCCUAAACAUUCAUGCUGGCGUCCAAAGCCUUCGCACACACGUUGCUACCUAUGACGGAUCUCUACUCUCUGAGACGCCUUUGCUGGGCGACUUCACGGCAAUUCACCUCGCCAAUCGAAAGGGUUUCGCAGACGCGAAUUUGAGACAAACCCCCUUCGACGCUCAAGAGUCCACCAGCAUUGUUCAGACAGUAAUCGACACUGUAGGGGAGAGCAUUCCGGCGGCGGUGGAAGAGGCCAAGGCCAAGAAGCCACUGUUCGACCAGAAUGGACAAAGUCCAAUCAUUGUUGGGACGCUGAAGGUGUUGUUGGAUGACCAUGAUACGUUUUCAGCUGCAGUUGCAAAGAGUCUAUCAGCGGAUCAAGUCCGUGCUCAGGCGGUGGUAGCGAAGAUCCAUAAUGCAAUUCAGAGCGGCAUUGACUAUUUCAGCGCGUGAGAGGUCUCUAUAAAAGAUAGCAUCGAUCUGAAAUGAGCAGCAUGAUCGUCUUUUUCCGAUUUCACAUUGCUUCCAGGAACUACGAUUUACCGUCGACCUUGAUUGCAGAUUUUGUGGUCCUGUUUCUCCACGGCUCGGCACCAAUUUCUCUGCCGAAGACAAUCGGCAGGCGGUCUAUGGAAAGAGACACUGCAUCUUGAAGCGAGCACGAGUGUAGUUGGGUCUGGUCCGAUCUCUGAAUUGCUCAAGAAGACUUCUUCAUCCCUAUGGUCGGCACGCAGAAGUGGACCGAAAUCCGUUCAAGACACGAAACGUGGAGUUUACAAGCCACCACGAACGUCGACGUUGGCAUCCUUGAGGAUGUUUUACGGGCCUUAUGUUAAGCAUGUAUGGCCGGUCUCUCGGCAACCUUCAACUCUUCGAGAUUCCAGAAUUGGCCUUUGCACCACCAUCCUUUGCCUGUCUUACGUGCUUCGAGCUCCGCAUUUUGCAGGUAUACCCUAUGAUCGAGGUAGACGAAAAUGGUCCGAGGGGCUGUUUCUGGCGGUCGUGAACAUGUGGCUAGACUCCGGUUGAAGGAAUUCCCAACCAAGGGAGUGCUUGCGAGUAUCUGUUCGCCUCACCCGUGCGACGUGUCACAUCUUAAACAUCGUAAUGGCGAUCCAAGCACAGACGACUCGAUGGACAAAGUGUGCCAUGCGCACGUGGUAAUAAGUCGGUUCUUUGUACAUACAUACCAGUGAUCGUGCGAUCAGAUAGCAGUCUCACGUCCGUAGUGAGGUUUCACCAGGUAGGAGAAAUAUAUAGCACAAUAGCACAUGGUGCUAUGGACGUGCACACCAGAAAAUGCAGUGCAUGAAUCGCCGAGCAGGUUUUGUAGAUCGAUCAUCGAGCCUCGCCAUCAUGAUUAUGAGGACGAGCGGUAGAUUCCGGGAU